CCCUUCAAUCUUCUCUAUUCCUUCAUUUUCUUCAUAAUUUUGAUCUGCUUCCUCAUUUGCUUGCUUCAAUCUCAUUCAUUCCUUCCUUCAUAGAUUAUUUUUAUUUAUUUUUUUUUUCUUUUCUUUCCCUUCAUUUUGAAUAACAUCAAACCAACCACCUCUAUUGAAUGAAAUUAUUUGUAAAAUAUGUUCAAUUUUCCCUUCAUUUCAACAAACUAGUAAUUUAAUUUGUGAUUAUUUUUUUCAAUUGUUUGACUACAAUUUGGCAAACAGAAAGAUCAUAUUGACCUCAAUUAGUAAACUAAAGACAAGAUUGACCCCAACAUCAUACUUUUUACUUAAAUUUUCUUUCAUUUUUUAUGGGCCACAUGAGAAUAUCCACCCAAUACUUGUAAAUACAUUACAUAUAUCUAGUUGUUUUUUUUCUGGGGGGUCAGCUAACCCCAUAUUCUUGUAGCACUGCCUCUGGUUAGAUCCAUCGUUCAUGCUUGUAUAUGGGCAGUUCCAAUGUAGAACAUGGAUAUAUCUAGGAGAGACACAAGCUUCUUUCUCUCUCUCUUAGUCAUAUAAGCCAGGUAGGAGGUGUCAAACAUCCCUAGUGAGGUUUUGUGCUUCAUCUCAUCUCUAACCAAUUGGUUAAUUAAUUAAUUAACCUUAAUUAAUUGAGGCUAACACUAAUGAAUCAUAGUUAAACCACUUAUCAUACUAUCAGUCUUAAUUAAUCAUGAUUACUAGUUUAAUUAACCAUACUUAACCUUAAUUAAUUAUGAUUAACUUUUACAUAAAGUGGGAAAUGAUAGACAACAAUAUUAACUCCUGUCAAUUGAGCACCUUGAUUAAGAAAAACCAAAAGUGGGUCAAAAUUCAAAUUACAUUAAUUGAUUAAGCAUGAAUUUCUUAGGAAUCCCUAAUGUAGUAAAACUGAAAAUUUGCACGCUGCAUGCUCAAUCAAUGGAAUAUAACAUGCACUAGAAUGAAUUGGCUGUGGUAGAACUCACUACAACAAGUACUCAAGUGAUCCCGAGCGGAGAUGCUUGGCCUUGCUCCCAACCUAGGCUACUUGGUUGACACAUUCUGAAAUCAAGUAUGAUGGAUCACUCAUAGACCAUCGUUAGAUCAAUGGAUGUUGAGUAGGGUGUCUGAAGAUUUACUGAGGACCAAGUGAAAAAGCAUCUUCCAUUGACUUUGGCAUUACUUCAUGAGAUAAUUUGUGAGGAACCAUUAAUUAAUAUUGGAGGGUCUUCUCAAGCUGCCAGAAAAUAGGGAAUGUGCUGAUUGUCGAUGCAAUGUUAUGACGUACUUAUUUCAGGGCUCCACGUUGGGCAAGUGUGAACCUGGGGGUAUUUAUAUGCAUGCAAUGCUCAGGAAUACAUCGGAGUCUUGGAGUUCAUAUCUCAAAGGUACGGUCUACAACUUUGGAUACAUGGCUACCGGAGCAGGUUGCUUUUAUGCAGUCUAUGGGCAAUGAGAAAGCUAACAGUUAUUGGGAAGCAGAAGCAUCACCAGAUCUUGACAGAAGCGGGACUGAAAACUUUAUCCGUGCCAAAUAUCAAGAGAAAAAAUGGGUUUCGAAGAAAGCAACACAACCAAUUCCAAUAUUAGGGGAAAACAGCUCUAGAUUUGACAAAUUAGAUCACAGCGAAGCCAAAGCUGGCAUUCCAAAGAAAAUAAGAAAAUUUUCUCUGGAGGAAGAGAUUCUUACUAAACAUAUGUCACAAGUAGCUCCUAUUACAAGAACUCA
Messenger RNA from Camellia sinensis, 1741 nucleotides. NCBI's taxonomy places the organism in Eukaryota, Viridiplantae, Streptophyta, Magnoliopsida, Ericales, Theaceae. The record is from RefSeq and is a predicted model, not a curated record.